AACAGGUGCAGAUCGAUGACGAUGCAUCACCAUCAUGUUAUCCUUCACUCUCCUCUCUGGAAACACGAUCAUAUCCGUCGCGGCAUCCAACCAGACCCGUCUGCUGAAAAGCUCCGAGAGAUGGAGCAAGGAUUUGUUUUAGAUUGCAUCCAUGUGGAGAAAGUAAGAUACAAGUGGUCUGCCGACAUCAUACCGAAGUACGAUGCCCUGUUCGACCCCCAUGCCAGUCACUACUUUCACUCACCAAUGGUAAGAGGAGUCAUAGGCAAAACGCUGGGAAGAAAGUUCCUCCCGAAUAUUUGGCAACCAGAUCCAAUUCGCCCAUUCUCACCCCUCACACCAACCCGCCAAAGUCGAUCACCAAUUCGUUUGUCACUAUCGGCUCGAAGACGAAAUCCACGAUCACGCUCUGAAGAAACUCUUCGACAUAGAGAAAAUGACUUUAUUGUAGACAGUGUGUAUGCAACCAACCAGUCUACAAAUAGGAAGCCAUUGAUCAACUGUUACGAUGCAUUGAAUGACAAACAUACUACUGGAUACUUCAGAAGACCAAGGGUGAAAGCAGUGCUCGACUUCGCCAUGAUGAAGACCCCCGGAUCAAGCAAAAUAGAGUCAACAAGAACGUACACACCCGGGAGGAAACGAUCAGUUACUUGGUGGACACCCCCUAAUUUUUUGGUCUUUCGCCGCCAAUGCUGGCUACAGACCCCUGUUAAGCCCCUGAAGGGAUACAAAUUUCGUUUUGCUUGCCAGUGUCGGAACUCCUCUGCCUCACCGGGAAAGUGCACCUACACCCAGUGCACCCCAGCCUUCGCCCUUGGCGGCCCCCCAAACUCCACUCUUGCUCCGAAAGCCUCUCGUCACAUUCAAGUUGUUGAGGUUUACCCGAUAAACAAGGAGCAAUAUACAAAAAUGCCCGACUCUGCAGCAAAGAAGACAAAAAAGCAACCCCGUGGCCCACCGACACCUUCUGUUGAACAAUUGGAAGAGUUGGAGAAGAAUUUCUUAUUAGACUGCAUCGCAAUUGACACGAUAGCCAAAGAUUAUUCUAUGGCACAGCCGAAACUUGGACCAGCUAUCCCGGGGUAUAAUUCACAAAAGGACAAACAUGUUAAUCUAUAUUUCACAAGAGCGCAAGUUAGCACGACACUGAGGAAGACGGGACAGGACAAAGGAGGCACAUCAAUUGAUGGACCAGUCAUCGACCGAUUCAUUGAGUCAGGAGCAGGGUAUAAGUACCUCCACGCACGUAACCAAGCACCUGGAGCUGCCAAAGCUGGACACUGUAAAGACCAAGUAAAUGGUCACGCCCAAUUCCUCCAAGAUGCCAAACCCAUCUUUGGUUACCAUGGUGAAUAUGGAUACAGGAGAAACAGUCCAUGGCUGAGGAAGAUGCCUUCUCCCUUUGGUGUUGACAUUAGAUCCCCAACUCAUUGAAAAUGUAAUAUUAAAGGACAAGUCCACCCCAACAAAAACGA
Lytechinus variegatus (green sea urchin) is the source of this 1478-nucleotide messenger RNA. RefSeq lists its product as uncharacterized. The record is from RefSeq and is a predicted model, not a curated record. The coding region runs from base 16 to 1437 and encodes 473 amino acids. The transcript has 7 exons. Lineage: Eukaryota; Metazoa; Echinodermata; Echinoidea; Temnopleuroida; Toxopneustidae.